AUAGCAUAUUCUAGUGAAGCAGUAUUCAAUUCCAAACACCUGCAACUUGUGUCAUCGUUCCACUCAUAACAAAGUUUGAUAGGCAUUUUCAAUUCCUGCAAAAUUCAUCAUCCACUUAUUUCCUGAGUCACAAUUUAAGCUCGAUUCGAAAUCGUCCAAAUCUCGAUAUUUAUCAGUCUGUUAUCAAUUCGUGCACCUCCUGCUAAAAUUAUCCGUCCUGCUGAAACAAAGCUCCAGUUCCUGCAGCGCUCGAAGCGCGUAGCGAGUUUCCUGCGGAGUCAGUCGUUCGCGUGCAGCCGGUCAGAAGCCUCGCUCUCACACUAUGGAUCAUAUCUCUUUGUUACGGUAAUGAAUGACGAUGAUUGCCCUUUGUCCGUCACUCGCCACCAUUCAGUGAUCUGUGUCCUGUCGUGUUAAACUAUGACGUUUAUGUCCAAGUGUGAAAAAAGCAAAGUUUCGAUCGGCCAUCUGGGAGCUUGUACAGUUAAGCCAGCAUGGUAUGUCAGAAUGCCUAACGAAGACUCAUACGCGGCCAAGACGCUGGAGGGCGGCAAGUUGCGGUGCCCGGCGCCAAUUUCCCGCCUCCGGGUGGAGAAAAUCGAGGGGGGUCUUAUGGUGGCCGGAGUCGUCGUGGCUGCCAAUUGCCAGAUUAUUUUACCCAUUUUUGGAUUCUUAUUCCUGCUGGUUGGCUGUGUUUUGACCGCUGCGUCUUAUCGUGGUCCAGGUGAGGACGAAGAGCCGGACCAUUAUGCAGCCCGUAUCGCAUUUACGGGUAAUUCCCGCAUCUUAGGACCAGCUUGUAUCGUCGUGGGUGUGCUUAUGUUAGCCGCUGGUUUCGUUUUAUGUGUUUUGACUCGAAGAGCCCGAAGACGGGAACAAACCAUCGGCUUUCACUGCCCCCUCCAUGGAGAUUUCUACCCCCUAAGUCCCGUAACUAGCUCAAGAACAAUAGCCGCUAUUGAAAAAGGUGGCAAUACGUGUUUAAUGUGUUGGCCUCGAAAAAGAGGUCCAGGUGCUAUCGCUGUGGGCCCUCCUCAGUGCCCCCACAGUCAGGUCUCGAGCACGAGGAGUUCUCUGGCGAGUUCGCCCCAUAGUCAGUGCCCCACGCCGUUACCUUUCCUCGUUAAUUCAGGAUCAGUCGGUGGCCUAGUCCCGGUGACGGCACAGUUAUCGCCAGAUCAACCCUUUGGGUCGAUUCGAUCGUUGGCAGCCGGCCGAGAAGUGGCUAGUUUCCCUUUAUCGCGGACGCCCACGCCGCCCCCUUCAGCGUUUGAGAGAUUAGGAAGUCCGAAUCUAGUCCAAGUCCCCGACGAAGAGAAGCUCGUAGAGUCAAAUUUCGACCGAGUGUCCCGGAGCGGUCCUCGAAAAUCGGUCUCGAUUGUAUUGCCGUCGGAGGACAAAGGGUGACCAGCUGAUUAAGCAAUCAGCGUUCGCGGAACCAAGUGUUUUUCACAAAAUCCAGACUAUAAAGACAUUGUCAUCUUUUUUAUCGAAUUUCGUUGUGUGUUUAGCAUGUUUGGUGUCAUAAAUGGCAUUGUUUAGA
This is a messenger RNA of Tribolium castaneum (red flour beetle), 1543 nucleotides long. RefSeq lists its product as uncharacterized. The record is from RefSeq and is a predicted model, not a curated record. The coding region runs from base 421 to 1407 and encodes 328 amino acids. Lineage: Eukaryota; Metazoa; Arthropoda; Insecta; Coleoptera; Tenebrionidae. The transcript is spliced from 6 exons.